ACAAUUAUUCCCCCUCUUUCUUUUUUGUUUACUUAAUAAUAUGAAACGAGAAAUGUGAAGCAUCAUUCCAGACUAGGUAGUCCAAAGAGAUCUGUUGAUCAAACGGAGGAGUGAUUGUCAAGUCACGUGAUUAAAUACCACUCACAGGCACAACUCAUAGCAUCAUUCGCAACAGACUAAAUUGUGCUGAGUAAUUUCACGAAUAACAAGAAAUAAAGCUUAAACGUUGAAGUCGACCGUUAAGCAUCCGCUGUUACAGCAAUGGCGGGAAUAUUUGAAAUAUUGACGGGAGCAGCUGUUAUCGUUAUUCUUUUUUAUUAUUAUCUGACCUCGACAUUUAACUUCUGGAAAAAUCGUGGAGUGAAAGGGCCGGAACCAAUUCCUCUAUUUGGAAAUAUCAAAGAUUUACUACUUCAACGGAAAACUUUGCCAGAUUUUUUGAAUGAACUCUGCAGUAAAUAUAGAAACGAACCGUACAUAGGUGUUUUCUUCCGAACUUCACCGAUACUUAUCUUAACUGAUCCACAAUUGUUAAAGGAUGUCUUGAUAAAGGACUUUUCCACUUUCCCUCAACGUGGUACUGCUGUUACAGAAAAAGUAGAACCACUUUCCCAACAUCUUGUAUUUCUCGAUGCAGACAAAUGGAGACCAUUAAGGAACAAACUUUCACCUGCGUUUACUUCCGGAAAAUUAAAAGAAAUGUUCCCUUUGAUAAUAGAAUGUUCACAACAUUUGGAACAAUAUUUGGACAAGAUACUUGAUAAGGAUUUCGUUGAAAUUCGUGAAUUGACAGCUAAAUUCACUACUGAUGUGAUCGGUAAUUGUGCAUUUGGUAUCGAAAUGAACGCACUCACAGACGAGGAUAGCGAAUUUCGUCAAAUGGGUAGAGAAAUAUUUAAGAUGAAUUUAAUAAACAUUUUAAAGUUUCGUCUACGAGAAAGUUUUCCAAAAUUAUACAACGAGCUCGGAUUUUUGUUUCACAAUACUUAUCAAACUUCUUUCUUCGUUAAUAUUGUCAAACAAACGAUGGAACACAGAAUUAAAAAUAACAUCGUUAGACACGAUUUUAUAAACAUAAUGAAGGAAUUGAAAGAAAAUCCAGAUAAGCUUGGAGAUGAUAUCGAAUUGACGGAUACGUUGUGUGCCGCUCAAGCGUUCGUAUUUUUUGCUGCCGGUUUUGAAACAUCUUCCACAACAAUGACUAAUACACUUUACGAGCUAGCACUAAAUCAUGAAAUACAAAACAAACUUCGUAAAGAAAUUCGCGAAGAAUUUGACAAAAAUAAUGGAACUAUGAAGUAUGAAUCGAUCAAAAAGAUGGGCUACUUACAUGCAGUGUUUCAAGAAACGUUAAGGAAAUAUCCACCAGGAAUGAUCUUGUUCAGACAAUGUCAAGCAUCAUCUUACACAUUCAAAGGAACUACGCUUACUAUACCCAAAAAUCAAAAAAUUUUAAUACCCGUUGUUGCGAUCCACCGCAAUCCAGAAAUUUAUCCGAAUCCAGAUGUUUUCGAUCCCGAACGAUUUUUGACACAAGAUAAUGUAAUCAACGAAACAACAUAUUUACCUUUUGGUAGAGGACCACGGAACUGUAUUGGAGAAAGAUUUGCUGUUGUUCAAACAAAAAUGGGAUUGAUAACGAUUUUACGUAAUUACAAGGUCGAUGUCUGCGAAAAAACCGAAAUUCCAUAUGUGGUCAGUUCCUCAGCAUUUUUAUUUCAACCUAAAAACGGAAUUUAUUUAAAAAUCACUAAAAUUAUAAAUUAAUAAAAUUACGUUGU
This is a messenger RNA of Polistes dominula (European paper wasp), 1781 nucleotides long. RefSeq names its product cytochrome P450 6A1. NCBI's taxonomy places the organism in Eukaryota, Metazoa, Arthropoda, Insecta, Hymenoptera, Vespidae. Gene Ontology annotation, molecular function: oxidoreductase activity, acting on paired donors, with incorporation or reduction of molecular oxygen; monooxygenase activity; heme binding. The record is from RefSeq and is a predicted model, not a curated record.